Molecule: messenger RNA, 735 nt
Organism: Bipolaris zeicola 26-R-13
Lineage: Eukaryota; Fungi; Ascomycota; Dothideomycetes; Pleosporales; Pleosporaceae
Exons: 3
Coding region: 1-735 (244 amino acids)
Source: RefSeq, a predicted model, not a curated record
AUGUGUCUCUGGCAGUAUGCACGCCAUAAGCACUCCCUGGGGGGGGGGGUCCAGCCGAGAUGCCCUUGCACUGGAAUAAGCCCGGCCCAGCGAAACUCUCCGUGGCCACCAUGCUCUGAUGCGGAUGCGGAAUCUGGGCUGGGACACCAAAAACUCCGAGGACAGUAUAUUGUGGUCUGUAGUAGCGGUGGUGGUGGUACUAUGCACGUAGUACUACUAUGCAGACGCAAUGCCAAAAGGCCCGUCCUUCAUCUCGACGGUUGUCCCGAACACGGCCUGCCUGUUACUAUAGCCGUUUUGCCUGCAUCCGGCGCGCGUGGCAUUUGGGGUCGUCCUGUGUCGCAAUUGCACCGACAUGGCCCCGUGCUGCAGAACAUGCAGUCCGUGUCUGAAGUUUCUGCCUACUCCCCACUUGGCGGCCGACAAAGACGUGCACUCGAGUGGACCCGAGUGCAUCAUCGUGCUGCUGCCCUAGAAGCUUUUCAUCGAAGGCGGACAAGUGGGCCGACAAAAGUCCCUGCCUUUGCGCUGGCUGGGAAAAACUCGGCCUCCGAUGUGGGCACACGUGCAAGGCCUGCCUGUCCCUCUUCCGACAAGUUUUCGUUGGGCACGCUGCGACUCAUGUGGCUGCGCACUGAUUGGUCCACAGCCACUGGCGAAAACCGGCCGGGUGCUGUGGCUGUGGAGCUGUGGUUGCACGCUGCUGUUCGUCUUGAUGCACUCGAAUACUACUAG